Molecule: messenger RNA, 2571 nt
Organism: Styela clava
Lineage: Eukaryota; Metazoa; Chordata; Ascidiacea; Stolidobranchia; Styelidae
Product: SRSF protein kinase 3-like
Biological process (GO): spliceosomal complex assembly; regulation of mRNA processing; intracellular signal transduction
Cellular component (GO): nucleus; cytoplasm
Molecular function (GO): ATP binding; protein serine/threonine kinase activity
Source: RefSeq, a predicted model, not a curated record
UUUUGUUUUUUAGUUCUUUAAAGGAUAUCAGGACUAUUUUGAUAAAAUUAAAAUAAAACUGCUUUGGAAACCUGCAAGUUUCCUCAAUAAAGGAAUAGCAAGACACUUGAGAAUACAAUGAGCUCAAGAAAAGUUCUUGCAAUUCAAGCCAGAAAGAAAAGGAAACCAAAAAAUCGCUUAUCUGAUAAAAACAAGAAGAAGGAUCAUAGACACGGGCACUCUCACACUCAUUCUUCGUCUGCUCCUGUUCCUUCAUCUGCAAACCAUAACAACCAUCAUCAUGAGGAUGAGAAUCCUCCACCUUACGAUGAUCCGAUAAACCAUGAUGAAGACUCAGAAGAUGAAGAUGAAGAAUUGAGAGGAUCUGAUGAUGAUGAGCAGGAAGACCCAAAUGAUUAUUGCAAAGGUGGAUAUCAUCCAGUCAGAAUUGGAGAUUUAUUUGUGAAUCGAUAUCAUGUCGUGAGGAAGUUAGGAUGGGGACAUUUUUCUACUGUCUGGUUGUGUUGGGAUAUGAAAUUGAAGCGUUUCGUUGCGAUGAAAGUUGUGAAGAGUGCUCAACAUUAUACAGAAACAGCACUGGAUGAAAUAAAACUGCUAAAAUGCGUUCGUGAAAGUGAUCCACAAGAUCCAAAUCGUGAUAAAUGUGUUCAGUUGCUUGAUGAUUUUAAAAUUCAUGGGAUGAAUGGAACUCAUGUUUGCAUGGUGUUUGAAGUUCUUGGUCAUCAUUUACUCAAAUGGAUUAUCAAAUCCAAUUAUCAAGGAAUGCCAAUAUCUUGUGUCAAAAGUAUUAUGAAACAGGUUUUGCAAGGCCUGGAUUAUCUUCACAGCAAAUGUCAGAUUAUUCACACAGAUAUCAAACCAGAGAAUAUAUUGCUUUGUGUCGAUGAACCCUAUGUGAGGAGAAUUGCAGCUGAUGCUCAUCAAUGGCAACAGUUGGGUGGGAAACCGCCUUCUGGUUCACUUGUGAGUACAGCACCACAACCAAGACAACAACAAAAUCAGAAAAUUUCUAAAAACAAACGUAAAAAGUUAAAAAAGAAAGCAAAGAAACAACAAGAACUUCUUGAGAUGCAAAUUCAACAAAUUGAACAAACUGAAAGAGAAGGAAAACCUUUAAUGAAUCCUGAAUGUGUUGGAGCAGUAGAACAAGAUUCACCUAAAAAAGAUAAACUGAAAGUGUCAGAAUCACCGGCAAAAGUGAACGGAAACGCAGACACUGAAAGUAAAGAAACAGAAAAUGGUCAAAAACAGGACCAGGAACUCCAAGAGGACAAAAAUGACAAAAACUCUGAAGAAGAAGAAAUAAUUUCUGAUAAUAAACUUGAAAUAAUCAAGGAAAAUGGUUUGGAAUUACAAAAUGGCAUUGACGAGGAAGCAAAGCAGAAUGGUAAUGGAAUUGUAGAAAAUGAAGAGGUCAGAGUUCAAGAUUUGAAAAUCACAAAUGAGGGAGUUGUAAACGGAUGUGAGAAAAAUGGAGAUGAGGAAAAUAUUGAAGAUGAAACAACUGUUAUGGAAGAAAAGUUACAAAGUUUAAACACAAGUGAUGACUCGUUUAGUACAGCAGUUCAAUCACCAAUGUCUAAUGUUGGCGAACAACAACAAACCGAAUCCGUUGUUGAGAAUGGUGUCGCAGAAAAUAAUGAGGAAACUCAAAAUGCUGAAUGCAAUUCAAGCAAUAAUUCACCAGAGUCAAAUCGGCCGGAACAGGAUAGAUCUGGUCGGAGGGAUGAAGGUGGAAAUUUGAAAAGAGGAACAAGUUCAGACAGUCAAGCAUCAAGAGGUGGAGAUUGGAGAUCUUCAUAUUCAGCAAAUGACCUACUUGUCAAUCUACUUGAUCCAACUUGCUCUGAUCAAAUCAAAGUCAAAAUUGCUGAUCUUGGAAAUGCUUGCUGGACGCACAAACAUUUCACAGAUGACAUUCAAACAAGACAGUACAGAUCAGUUGAAGUUUUAUUAGGAUGUGGGUAUGGACCUCCUGCUGAUAUAUGGAGUACAGCUUGCAUGGCUUUUGAACUUGCAACUGGUGAUUAUUUAUUCGAACCACAUUCUGGCGAGGAUUAUUCAAGAGAUGAAGAUCACUUAGCACUUAUAAUAGAGCUAGUUGGACCAAUGCCCAGAUAUUUUGCUUUUUCCGGGAAAUAUUCUCAUGAUUUUUUCACAAAACGAGGUGAACUCCGACACAUUCAUAAACUGAAGAUGUGGCCUCUUCCGGAUGUUUUAGUAGAAAAAUACGAAUGGCCAGAAGAGGAAGCUUUAGAGUUUGCAUCGUUUUUAUUACCAAUGCUUGAAGUUAUUCCUGACCGAAGAGCGUCUGCGGCACAAUGCCUUGAACAUCCAUGGCUCAACUCUUCAUGACCUUGCUUUGCUUAAUUUUUACCGGAUACCACACAACCAUGGAGUAUGAAAACUGAUUUGCACUCUCCACUCGUCUUUACACAUUAUUUUUGGCACUCCCGAAGUAUAUGAACCAAGAUGGCGGACACCGGAACGUAGUAUGUGUACCAGGUUAGGGUUAGGCAGGUACAGGUUGUAAUUUCAGGUACAAAUACGACGGAAGUCAAUUGGCUAGUC